GCAUUGUCUAUCUCUUUUUGUCCAACAAAUGCGAGCCGUGGGCUUUCGAAAGAACAAUAAGCAUGGGAGGUCAAUGGAUCAUCCACUAGAGUCGAAGCUACAUAAACCGUUGUUCUCACCUGGCUCAAAUGUAUUCCAUCCCCUCUUUAUUCUUUCUACUCCAUCCAACCGGUGCUGGACCACCUGAUCAUUCAUUCCCUAAAGACAUUCUUGCGAUCGCCGUCGUUUAAGCCAUACAAUCUACAAUCUUAACUACCCCCUAGACCUCAUCACAUUUUCUGUCAUAAUGGUUGCCACUCGAGCAUAUAUUUUCUUUGGACUCAAUGCCGUCCGCAUUCUGAGCAUUGUGUCUCUCAUCCUGGUCUUUGCUAGCAGCAUCUUUGUCAUGGUCACAGACAUUGAAGCUGUUAACUCGUUUGAAUCUGCCAAGCAAAGCGGCAAUGUCACAGCGCAAGACCUUGUCGACUGCGAAUAUAUCGAAUCGGGGGCGUUUUUCUGGGCUAUCAUCAACCGCCUGCUCAUCAUUUUCCAAGUUGUCAUCCUUAUCCUUUCUGAAAUUGGCUGGCCAUCCAGUUUCUUCGACCGUUUUUUCCCUGUGCUUGGUUCUGGCUUUGGGCUCGGUGCCCUCGGUAUUUUCCAAGGACUUAUCGGAGCUGCAGUCCUCUCUCAGCAUGUGGAUGAUUUUACCCUCGUCUCCGCUUUCUUCCUUUUCGUCCUCGGUUGCAUCAACAUGUUCAUCGGUCUUAUCUUCCGGGAAUCUGCCAAGAGCAGACGUUCAAUCACCUCGUGGCGCGAGGAUGCCAAGAAUGUCUUGCCAACAACCAACCAGCCUCCUGUUUCCCACCUCAACCUCAACCGCUCAGCCUCGUCUAGCUCUGGGCAAUCAUUCACCUCUUCCACAAUGAAUGAGGAGAAGUCCAGCGAUCUUGGUGAGUUCGGUGCUGGCCGGAGUAGCAGCAGAGCUGGUUAUGGCUUUGGGCGUCAAGGAGAGAAGGCUGCAGGCCUGAAGGGCUUUCUGAUCUCCAAGCCUCUCGAAACGCUGCCCCGUUACGCAGCUCGUCCCACAACUGCUCCCUCACAGUCCUCGCGUUCACCUUCCCCUCAACCUCAGUUCUCUUCCAGCGGUACAGCGAUUUGAAUUGUUGGAAGCGACGACGAUUCCUAUGACAGGACUCACGAAGCCACUGGCACGGCACUGACAUGAUCGGACUGUAUAGUCUGCUGAGAUGUGCACACUACGGAUAACCCCAGCGCUGGGACGCUUCUCUCACGUCGAUGUAUUGACUUGACACUGUAUACUUUUGCGGUACAUUAUUUCGCUCUGUAUUUUGGCAGCUUGUAGCUUUAGUAACAUUCCAUAUUUUAAUUGGUGCUCUUUUAUCCCAAGCCAAUUUUUGAUUGCCUUGGGGUUGCU
Molecule: messenger RNA, 1414 nt
Organism: Suillus paluster
Lineage: Eukaryota; Fungi; Basidiomycota; Agaricomycetes; Boletales; Suillaceae
Exons: 5
Coding region: 287-1138 (283 amino acids)
Source: RefSeq, a predicted model, not a curated record